CAGGCUCCUCGCUGCCACCUGAUCCCUCUGCCUCGUCCGCCGCACGCCCUGCAAACUCCGAGACCAUCUGCUGAUCCGUGCCACGGGCUGGAGCCUGCCCAGAGCGCGCCGGAGGAGCUCGGCUCUGACACCUGACGGCUCCAAACCUGGGUCCUGCCGCAGCUCCUCGGGGGAGCCCCCGGUCUCUGUGCACCUGCACGGUGCCGGCACCGAGGAUAUUUAUUUAUUUAUUGUGUUUCUACGCACCCUGCCCUUUUAUUUACAUGGCUUAUUGUUGAAGUCGUCGCCCACCCCGCGAGGAAAAGGGAAAAAUUUUGAAAUUCCCUUGCAGGGACGGUGUGUGAUGAGGAGGAGGAGGAGGAGAAUAAGCAGGGGUUCGCUGUGAGCCGGGGACCUUCAAGCAGAGCAGCUUUGCUUCGCCGUGGUGCCCGCCUCAGUCUGUCCCGCAGUGCCUCCUGAAGUGUCCGUCCGCCUGCCUGCCCACCCUUCCUCUGCGAAGAUGAUGCUCAACUCGGACCAGACGGAGAUCGACCUGCCCCCGACGCACUCCGAGUCCGAGUCCGUCUUCAGCGACUGUGGCCGCGCGGGCAGCGUGGAGGACGCCGGCGGCGUCGGUCUGUGCGCCCCGUCCCGCAUGGCCGAGCAGGGUGAGGCCGUGAAGAAAGACCUGCAGCACCUGAGCCGGGAGGAGCGCCGGCGCCGGCGGCGUGCCACGGCCAAAUACCGGACAGCCCACGCCACGCGGGAGCGCAUCCGCGUCGAGGCCUUCAACAUGGCCUUCGCCGAGCUGCGGAAGCUGCUGCCCACGCUGCCGCCGGACAAGAAGCUCUCCAAGAUUGAGAUCCUGCGCCUGGCCAUCUGCUACAUCUCCUACCUGAACCACGUGCUGGACGUCUGAGCCGCCCAGCCUGCGUCCGUCCGUCCGUCCGUCUGCCACAUCUCCUACCUGGACGUGUGCCGGGCAUCCGAGCCAAGAGCUCAAGCCCGUCUGUCCGUCUGCGACCUGCGCCACACGUUGGGCAUCCGAAACGCUGUGCCUGCAUCCACCCGUCUGUCCGAAUGGACCGAGUCCCCGUCCGUCCGCUCUGCCCCCUCCCUGAACCGCGGUCUGUAUUCCCCCACCACCAAGCCCACGUCCCUCUGUCUGUCCGUCCUGAGCCAGGCUGGCUGUUCGGCCCACCGGCCGUCUGUCUGUCCUGCUGGAUCUGCUGCCUCCAGGCCGUGCCGGCCGUGUGUGCUCCCAGCUUCUGUCCGUCCUCCUGCUGCGUGUCCCGCUGAGAGCGCUGAUGGGGU
Molecule: messenger RNA, 1293 nt
Organism: Oxyura jamaicensis (ruddy duck)
Lineage: Eukaryota; Metazoa; Chordata; Aves; Anseriformes; Anatidae
Gene: NHLH1
Product: nescient helix-loop-helix 1
Exons: 2
Coding region: 500-898 (132 amino acids)
Biological process (GO): regulation of transcription by RNA polymerase II
Molecular function (GO): RNA polymerase II cis-regulatory region sequence-specific DNA binding; DNA-binding transcription factor activity, RNA polymerase II-specific; protein dimerization activity
Source: RefSeq, a predicted model, not a curated record